AUGAAUAACGGUAAACAUCUAUUUCGUGACUUGUAUGAUGUUGAGGUAUCUUUGGAUAAAGACACUCUAUCUACGAAAAUCAUAGUACAAGAUAAUGUCGCACGUGGGUAUAAGGUUUUUAAUUCUAGGGAAGAAUUUUGGAAACAUAAUGAAAAUACUCCAGAACAUUUACGCUCCUUUUUGGAGACAGUCUUCCCUCAUUCGAAGCAACUUCUGAAGAUACUACUAAGUUUCUCUUCUUAUGCCAAGAUACCAAAGACUAGAAUAAUUAAGAUCCUCAGCAGUGUGGUCCGUGCAAUGCUAGAAGAAUUUCGUGCUAACUAUGGUGACAGAACUGGCGUACCUACUAGUCUUAGCGACCUUGUUGUAAUGGACGAAUGCGGGUGGCAUCCUCUCGGCUACUGGUCAUACAGUUUCCAUAUACAACCUACCUCCUUUUACGUCCCCAACUACAGCGAGGCGAAAAAUUUUGCUGACAAUGUACGAUUUCGCUUGCCUAGAUAUAUCUCCUACUUUUUUGAUCCCUGCUAUCUCGAUCCUAUACAUUGUGUUCGUAUUCUGGGCUCUACCUAUCUCAAACUGCACUUACACAAAAAAAUCUCUUCCUAUAGCCGCUACGUAGGUACAAGAACUGAUGUUCAUCGCAACGACCUCUUUGUUAACUGCUUUCCAUUUACCAAAAGUUUAGUCAGUGCGAUACUGUUACCAUAUCAAGCGAUAAAACCAAUUCGGGUCCCACUGGCUACUCCUAUCGUAGAGUUACCCGUGAAACAGAGAGAACCUACUGAGGUCACUGAUAAGAAUUAUGGCUCCUCUGUCAUUCCGACUAAGAAUACUUCUACUGUUUUGUUGGAUCAUAGUGAAUGCCCUAUUAGUGGUAUUAAUGGAUUAGUCCCGACAGUUAACGAAGAACAUGAAUCCUACAAAUACAUAAAUGAUCAUAAGGUCCACCUUACGGGUAUUCCGAAUAAAUGCCCCUGUACCGUAAAAUUUUUCAGAGAUACGGUGGUGAUCAAAAUUAUUUGGAAUGACGAAUGUGUGAAAAUGACCAUACUAGGUAGUUAUUUGUACGUUUUUUACGUAAUUUGCCUCUUUCUUUUUCCAAAAAAAUAUGCUCACCACUGUACACUGCGUGACCCCUCUUCAUGUGAAAUGACAUACUAUAUGAGUGUACCAGAUACUGUUAUCCCUGUCCUGACGUUAUUGCACCAUAGUCCCCCUGAUCGGAGUACACAAUCAAUGCAUCAUCGUCAGAUACUAUUGGACCUCAUUGCCGAUACGGUGACUGAAGAAGGAAGUGUAAAAAACUAUGCUCUGAUCGAGUACGCAAUGACUAUCAACUAUUGGGUGACGAAUGUUUUCAUGCCGCUCCAACGAAAGCAAGGCAGUGAUCUCGUAAACACACUAGUGGUAAAAAAUGAGGGUCUACCGAACGUGCGCAAUGUUACGACUAAACACCAUAAAGUACAUGACAAAAUAGUAAGCUGCUGCACUCGAGUUACGAGGAUGAUGUGCGAUGCCAAUCAGAAACUGGGCUUCAUUCGUUUAGGCAGUUUAGACAGAAUAAUUUCCCAUUGCGAACUAAUACCCGGAGAGCAAUUCACUGGACGUUCCGAACAAACAAACGAUCCUCUACUAUGGAAUACUAUAUUCCUCCCUUCCUAA
This is a messenger RNA of Rhizophagus irregularis DAOM 181602=DAOM 197198, 1665 nucleotides long. RefSeq lists its product as uncharacterized. Lineage: Eukaryota; Fungi; Glomeromycota; Glomeromycetes; Glomerales; Glomeraceae. The record is from RefSeq and is a predicted model, not a curated record.